GCCACUACAGAAAGCAACAAGUCUAUUGGAUAACACAUAAUGGUUAUAUAAAGACAGCAAACCUAUGCGGCAUGCUGGAUAUUGAAUUAAUUGCCCAUGACCCUGGAGCUACGGACCUAGCAGUGGACUGGCUGGAAGAUAUGCUGUAUUGGACAAACGGAGAUGCUACUGAAAUCCGUCGAGUGAACCUCAUGUCUACUGACUCUCCUGUAACAACACCACAUUUG
Molecule: messenger RNA, 227 nt
Organism: Geodia barretti
Lineage: Eukaryota; Metazoa; Porifera; Demospongiae; Tetractinellida; Geodiidae
Source: the annotation of a GenBank genome assembly